Seriola aureovittata is the source of this 2752-nucleotide messenger RNA. It is a transcript of the gene klhl7, whose product is annotated as kelch-like family member 7. Gene Ontology annotation, cellular component: Cul3-RING ubiquitin ligase complex. Lineage: Eukaryota; Metazoa; Chordata; Actinopteri; Carangiformes; Carangidae. The record is from RefSeq and is a predicted model, not a curated record. The coding region runs from base 295 to 2133 and encodes 612 amino acids. Gene Ontology annotation, molecular function: protein binding. The transcript is spliced from 12 exons. Gene Ontology annotation, biological process: protein ubiquitination.
CAAGCUAAAGAUUUGAGUUGUAGCUUAAAAAAAAUACGCCACGCUAACGGAUUAUUUUACUAUUCCGACACAUGACAGCAAGUUCAUCUGUAUACAUUUUUAUCUCUACUGUCUUUCAAGGUGAAGCCGCGGUCAAACUGGCGGCUUUUUAAUUCAUUAAAAAAACACACAACAAGCUGCUCUUGGCUGGUAAGCCAACUGUCAACAAAGAGACCGCAGCUGCACAUUGCUGGCAGUGGUGCUCAAAGUGUCGUAGUUUCAUUGACCCGAACAGACAAUAUUAACCUGGCUGACAUGACGGGGAUAGCGUCUCCAGAGAAGGCGUCCAGCUCCAAGAAGAAAAGCGAGAGGAAGUGUGCCACCAAAGAGGAGUACAAACAGCUGUCCAGCAUCAUGGGUGUCAUGAACAACCUGAGGAAACAGGGUACCCUCUGUGAUGUGACACUGGUGGUUCAGGGGAAACACUUUUCUGCCCACAGAGUAGUGCUAGCAGCUGCAAGCCACUUCUUCAGCCUCAUGUUCACCACCAGAAUGAUGGAGUCAAUGUCCCAUGAGGUGGAGCUCAGGAGUGCUGAGCCCGAGAUCAUUGAGCUGUUGAUUGAGUUUAUCUACACAGCUCGGAUCUCGGUGAACAGCAGUAAUGUCCAGUCGUUGCUGGAUGCAGCCAACCAGUACCAGAUUGAGCCUGUGAAGAAGAUGUGCGUAGAGUUCCUCAAAGGACAGAUUGAUGCAACAAACUGUCUGGGUAUUUCAGCCCUUGCAGACUGUAUGGACUGUCCUGAGCUGAAGGCAGCAGCAGAGGACUUCUUCCAGCUCCACUUCACUGAAGUCUACAAACUGGAUGAGUUCCUGCAACUGGAUGUGUCACAGCUCACACAUCUACUGCACCAAGACAAACUCACUGUCCGUGCUGAGGCUCAGAUAUAUGACGCAGCAGUACGCUGGCUGAAGUACGAUGUGUGCAAUAGACAGCAGUACAUGGUGGAGGUGCUGGGGUGUGUUCGCUUCCCCUUGGUCUCCAAAACCUUCCUCUCUAAGACAGUGCAGGGUGAGCCCCUCAUCCAGGACAACCCGCAGUGUCUCAAGAUGGUCAUCAGCGGGAUGCGCUACCACCUGCUGUCUCUGGAGGAUCGUGAGGACUUGGGAGAGAGCAGCCGACCGCGACGGAAGAAGCACGACUACCGCAUCGCUUUGUUUGGAGGCUCCCAGCCACAAUCCUGCCGCUACUUCAACCCCAAGGACUCGAGCUGGACAGACAUCCGCUGCCCCUUCGAGAAGCGCAGGGAUGCCACAGCCGUCUUCUGGGACAAUGUGGUCUACAUCCUGGGCGGCUCACAGCUCUUCCCAAUAAAGCGUAUGGAUUGCUACAACGUCCUGAAGGACAGCUGGUACUCCAAGCUGGGUCCGCCCACACCACGCGACAGUCUGGCUGCCUGCGCCGCCCAGGGCAAGAUCUACACAUCUGGGGGGUCGGAAGUGGGUAGCUCAGCCUUGGACCUUUUUGAAUGUUACGACACGAGGACGGAGUCGUGGCAGGUGAAAACCAGCAUGCUGUUGGCCCGCUGCAGCCAUGGCUCAGUGGAGGCUAACGGGCUCAUCUACGUCUGUGGAGGAACAGUGGGCAACAACGUGUCUGGCAGGGUCCUCAACAACUGUGAGGUGUAUGACCCCAACACACAACAAUGGAGGGAGCUGUGUGGGAUGAGAGAGGCCAGGAAGAACCAUGGGCUGGUCGUGGUCAACAACAGGAUCUAUGCUGUUGGAGGGCAGGGGGCACUAGUCGGUGGACUGGAUUCGGUGGAGUACUACGACAUCGCUAGUAACGAGUGGCGCACUGCCUCGCCGAUGCCGUGGCGAGGUGUGACGGUGAAGUGCGCGGCAGUCGGCGAUGUCAUCUACGUGCUGGCAGGGUUCCAGGGUGUGGGGCGGCUUGGACACAUCCUGGAGUACCACACUGACACUGACAGGUGGGUGACCUGCAGCAAAGUGCGAGCAUUUCCCGUCACCAGCUGCCUGAUCUGCGUGGUCGACACGUGUGGAGUCAACGAAGACGAAGACAUGGAACUCAUAGACUCUCAGUCACACACUGCAUCCGCUGCCCCUCCAGCUGCCUCGACCUCAUCAUCCUCAUAGGAUGAGGUGGAGCUUUUAUUGUAUUUUACAUUGUGACGUUUUAUGAGAGUUGUGGCUGUGGCUACAUUAGGCCUCCAAAAGUAUAUGGAGCUGAUUUACAUGAAGCAGGACCUGGCUUUCAGGAAGAGUCCGUCUUGCCUAGACAGCUCAUGCCAAUGUAAAUAUUUAUGUGUGUAUUUAAGUAGUUAUGUUCUUCAACUAUGUCCAGUAGCCAAAUUUCUUUUUUAACUUUUAUCUGUACCUGAAACGCAGAUCCUUAUGUUAAAGCUCCGGUGGGACACUAUACACAAAUUCAUGUUUUAGGGGAUAAGGAUGCUUUUGAUGAAAGAGACAACCCUCUCUCAUGGAUACCCAAACUGGUUUUGAAAAAAAUCUAAAAAAAAGAAAAAAUACUGAUGAAUACAGUCAGAGAACUGAGAAUUUGAGUUAGCUGUUAUUUUAUUGUAAUUUUGUUUUUGUAGCUUGUUAAUGAUGUACUGUUACAGAGUGUAGAUAUACUGCAUUUAUCAAUAGUUGAAUCUUGUGUGUGUAUAUAUAUUUAAUAACAGUGCCUCUGUAAUGCACUGUAACUUAUAACUGACUUUACAGAGAAUUAAUAAACAUUUUAUUCUCAAAAUCA